CCCGGAAACAUUGUAUCGAAUCUUCUUAGCAUGCCAUUACUGAGCUAGUCAUCGGGCUUCAGGCGUUGUCACAACCCGAUAUACAUGAUUCUUCACACCCUCGAUUCCGAGGCUGUGAAGAGACUCAUUCGUUGCUGAGUACACCUCCGUCGUGUUCUCGCCGUCAUGCUUCCCGAGACCAAACAUCCUUCACACUCGCCUCCGCGCGAUAGUGGCGACUCUUCCAACGCGGAAGAUGGUGAAGUCAGUGAGCAUGCCACAUCCCCGUCAAAAUCAGUAAGCCCGAAUACGGACGACACACAAGCAGCCGAUCCUCCUUUGCCCACAAACGAAGCACCUCCACCGUUGCCUAGUGAGCCUCCUCCGGGCGGACCUCAGGACGACGGCUGGGACGCGAUCUGGGACGACGCAGCUGGGGCGUUUUACUUCUUCAACCGAUUUACCAAUAUUUCGCAGUGGGAGAAUCCAAGAGUACCAGAGGCACAAGAGGCAAGGCCCCCAGGAGUAGCAAACCACGACAGAAUACCGGGCACAGCAGAGCCCGCGAAGGCGACCUUUGUCGGCGGCUACAACCCGGCCAUACAUGGUGACUAUGAUCCAAACGCCGAUUACGCCAAACCACAGGAGGCACCGCCAGAGCUGAACAUCGCCGCUGGUGCGCCGGGUACAGAUCUAGCUGAUCCAUAUGCCGCCACCGGAUACUUCAAUCGGUUCACGGGCAAGUGGCAGAAAGCCGACCUAAACCCAGACAGACAUAGCGACGAACAAAAGAGUCGACGGCAGAUGAAUGCUUUCUUUGAUGUCGAUGCGGCUGCAAAUAGUCAUGACGGUAGAAGUCUACGUGCUGAAAGAGCGAGCAAGAAGCUCAGCAAGGCCGAGUUGAAGGCUUUCAAGGAGAAGCGCAGAGAAAAGAAGGAAGAGAAACGACGUGCCUGGCUAAGGGAUUAAAAGAUGUGUACGGAGUAAGAAGUGAGCGACCUGGGCAGAUACCUGGUCGUAAAACACAUUUUAGCAGCGACGCAGCCUACAAUGAGAAGUCCAUCUAAUGC
Molecule: messenger RNA, 1049 nt
Organism: Exophiala xenobiotica
Lineage: Eukaryota; Fungi; Ascomycota; Eurotiomycetes; Chaetothyriales; Herpotrichiellaceae
Exons: 2
Coding region: 166-948 (260 amino acids)
Molecular function (GO): protein binding
Source: RefSeq, a predicted model, not a curated record